Molecule: messenger RNA, 603 nt
Organism: Rodentolepis nana
Lineage: Eukaryota; Metazoa; Platyhelminthes; Cestoda; Cyclophyllidea; Hymenolepididae
Source: the annotation of a GenBank genome assembly
AUGUCAGCACAGCCGAAGCGGAAAAAUGUCAGGAGUCAAGGUGCUCUUAACACUCGUCAAAUUGCUCUACGGGCACAACGCAAAAUCGCCUGCAGUUUCCCCAACCAAACUAAACACCUUUUCCUCGAUGAAAUUACUUGCCACUUAUUAGACACUCUUCAUCAACUCAUUUGGCGUUACACUAAUUCGAAAAAGCGAACCGACAAUUUAGUGAAGCAGAUCAUCAAGACUAAUGUCAAACUCCACGUGAUUGUAAUGAGCACGGGAGUAAAGCAACAGCAAGAGGAAAGUAUUGCCGAAUGUCGAGAAAUGCUGAGAACAGCCGCUCUCUGUCUAAUCCGACAUGUCAACUCUACAAGCAAUGAUGGCGCCUGUGACUUGGCGAGAAUUCAGGCCGCUCUACGCACAGCUGGAACCUUUGCGAGAGCAAUAGCAGAAGGGCACAUGUCACAGAAGUCCCUGGAUAAAUUGGCGGACGUAGUGAUGUUUAUAUCAGACGGAGGAUUCCUCACGGCUCUGACUUCUAAGCAACCCCCUUAUAACCAUCUGGUUCUUGAAAUAGCACAAGAUCUUCAGGACUCUAUUGAUCGAGGUAUUUUGUAG